AAAAGAAAAAAAAAAUACAAAAUAUCAGUUUUAUGGUGGUUAUCGGAUGAAUGUUACUGUUUUAAGUGUUUUAUAUUUUUUAAAUAACAAUUUUCUCGAAAUUUAUUAACAGCAUCUCGAUUUAGACUAAGAAAAUGACUCACAACAAUCCAUCUGAUUUUGCGGCAUACCUACAAUCUAUGGUAAGACUAAAUGCUAUUGAAAAAAUUACACAAGAUUUGGACAAAGAGCUAGCCGACUCUCAACGUAUAAUGCGAGAAAUCAAAAUUAUUUUCAAUGGUGUGCCCACUGCCCAGACAACCCAACAACCGGUUAGUAACGGCCCUAGACAUGAGGAUCUGUCUCAGUUCCUAGAAGCGGAUGUUCCUAAGUUACUUCCACUGGACAUGACGGAAAACACCCCUGAUAUUGAUUUAGAUGAUGUGAUAGCGAAAAUGAAAGGUUACACUGAAGAUUUGAAGAAGAACUUUGUUCUCACACAACAGAAGUUUGAAGGCAAUUUAAAUAUAAAGAAAAUGGAGCAAUUAGAUUUGGAGCAGUAUGCUAAAAGUUUGGAGAAGUUAGGGAAACGUUUGGAGAACAUUAAACUAUCCAAAGAUGAAAAUAACAGGAAUAAUGAUCUUGAAGAAAAAUUGACUACACUUUGUCAAGAUGUCAAUAUGUUCACACAGAUGGUGCAAGCAAAAACAACACUGAGCGAAACUAACAAAAACUGGAACACAACCCCGCAAGAGAGCAGUGCUCUGCAUUAUGGAAAUAUUAUCAACAAAUUACUAUCUGGCAUCAAUGAAGUGACAUACUUACUGCACAAUAAAAAUUGAACUCUUAUUCAGUGAUUAGCUCAAGCUGUGUAGAUUUUGAAGUAUAAUGACUUGUUUUUUAAGUUGUUAAUUGUAUUGCUAUUGCUUCUAAGUCCUCUGUAAUUGGUAUAGAUAGACCCAGUCUACAGAUGUAGACAUUGUCAGCAUAUUUUAACUAUUUAUUUAUUAUUGAUAAAGAUGAGUGUAAUCUAGGAAAAUACUUAUCUAAGUAUUGAAGGUUCUUUAACAUAUUAUAAUUUGUCUAUUGUAGUAUCUACAAAAUUAUGUCAAAAUUCUUCUAUGUGUAAAUAUCAGGAUGAAUAUCCGGCCUGAACUCUCAACCUUUUAAGAAAUUUGGCUUGUCAUAUCACACAUCUAGCACAAUGCUGAUAUAAGUAGAAAAUUAUAAACUUUAGAAAAUCCACUCUAAAAUUUUAACUUUAAAGUCUAAUUUAAAAAAAAUAAGCUCUUUAGUUAAUACAGUAUUCUACUAGGUGUGGAGUAUAUAACUUGGCCUACUGAAAAGAUAGGAUAGUUUUUAUCCUAUAAGAAAUUAACUUUUUUUUUUAUAAAUAGGCAAAGUAACAUUUUCCAAGUCAGCUAGUGUGUUAUAAGAUAGGCACUUUUUAUUAUAGUCAUAUCAAACGCUACUCAAUGUAUUCACUGCCAAUACUUUUAAUUCUGUUAGUUUCUCACAUUUAUAUUAAAAAUAACUUUGUACAUGUAUUUGUAAAAGUAUUAAAUAUUAUCAUUCAUUAUAAAAAAUCUCUGUCAAGGUACCUUUCUAUAAUAAUGUAUUAACUCUAUAUACUUCUCUAUGUAAUCAUAGAGUAAUAAGGUUUUGACUAUGGGACAACUUGUGAUGUAAUAUCAAAUAUUGGAUAAUAUAUGCAUUUUAUUCAUAAAUAUAGGUUAGAAACGAAUAUUGAUCUCACUAUAUUGUUCUUUAGCUGUAAUAAUAAACUUGUAUUAAAGUAUAUAAUACAUCAAUAAGUUAUGUAGUUUUCAUGAAAUUAUUUGAUAAUGCAGGUGUGUUAAUACAGGAAUUUCUGUGUUAUAUUGAUAAUGGGCUUAUUGGCCUGACCUCAUGCUCACCCUAUCAUUCUCCACUGUUAAUAUUCCAUUAUCAUAACACUAGCCCAGUUUCACCCAAUAAAAUUUAUAGCCAUGUGUUAUUCUGAAGCAUUAACUAUAUUACUGUAAAGUUUCAUCAAAAUCCAUUCAGCAGUUUUUGCAAGAAAGAGUAACAAACAUCAAUAUUACCAUCCAUACAAACUAUUGCGCUUAUGAUAUUAGGACAUUAUAAAUAGCUAGUUGUUUCCUAACAAAAAAAAAGUGUUCAAUAUUAUAGUUAUUAUCAAUCGAAUUCACUCUAGGUCCCUGUGGGAUAUGCAUACAGUUAACUCUGAUAUAGUAAAAUGGCCAUUUUCCAUCUUUCAUCAGUUGAAUAAUAAAUAGUCUACUUUUGUCUCUGCUAGUGGAAUGUAAGUAAUUGUAAAUAGCUUUUAAUGUCAUGAGUAAUAUCUGCAACCACUGCAGCAAUUUUUUUUUUCGGGCUAUUCUAAUUCUUUUGGACGCAGCUGGCCUUUACAGCUUCACCGGACGAUAGGGGGCGAGUGCAGAUGGCACUCCAAACCAAAGGAAGGACUUAUGGAGCGGCUGAAGGCAACUCCCGCCUGACGGAUACGACUUUAGUCUGAGGGCACCACUUGGGGUGAACCUCGCGAACCUCGGCUCAGGCCGUCGUAAUAUCGAUCCCCUUUUGUAUUGGGGGAAUUGAUCGGAGGGGUGCAGCUAUUUGGAUAAGGCUGUCUAUUUAUAUUAUUUUUAUAUUUACUUGGAAUAGGUUCAUAAUAAUAAAAAAAAUACCAUAGAUAAAACGAAAUAAAUAACCAUAGAUGAAAUAAAAUAUAUAACCCAUGGAUUAUUUGACUUGGAUAAUAAUGGAAAUAUGCACCUAAUUGUGCUAACAGUAUAUUUGCUGGUGGGGUCCAUUGAAGGAGGUUAGAUGUGAUAAUUUCACCAUGAAUUUAUCACUAUGGUUUCUUACAAGUCAUAGUGUAAUGGACUUAAUAUUAAUAAUCCUACAAAUAUAUAUAU
This is a messenger RNA of Achroia grisella, 2900 nucleotides long. RefSeq lists its product as uncharacterized. The coding region runs from base 135 to 821 and encodes 228 amino acids. The record is from RefSeq and is a predicted model, not a curated record. The transcript has 2 exons. NCBI's taxonomy places the organism in Eukaryota, Metazoa, Arthropoda, Insecta, Lepidoptera, Pyralidae.